Molecule: messenger RNA, 4625 nt
Organism: Oryzias latipes (Japanese medaka)
Lineage: Eukaryota; Metazoa; Chordata; Actinopteri; Beloniformes; Adrianichthyidae
Product: sodium- and chloride-dependent GABA transporter 2
Biological process (GO): nitrogen compound transport; amino acid transport; sodium ion transmembrane transport
Cellular component (GO): cell projection; plasma membrane
Molecular function (GO): gamma-aminobutyric acid:sodium:chloride symporter activity
Source: RefSeq, a predicted model, not a curated record
UCUAGUGGGCCUAGAUGACCCAACUCCCAAUGUCUAAGUGCCUAGGAUAGAACAAGGGUUACAGCCAUGUAUGAAAAAGAGUAAGACUUGGAUUAUUGUUCUUUUCAGUCCUGGCUGUCCAAAAAAAACAACCUUGAACUCGACCUGCAAACAAUCUGCAGACUGUGGAGGUGGGAGGAGCAGUUUUCAAAUCACCUGGAAAACACACAAUUUGAGAUUUUCCCCUGAUCAGUUUUUCAUUUCCUCAGUUUUUCUCUUCCUUGAUUCCCUCAUCAGCUGCAAACAACACUUAAAACCAAUUUGUGUUUUUAACAUGGAGACCUUUAAUGGUGCAGAUGCAGCACACAGUCUGAGCAACAGCAUGUUGGUGGUCUGCAUACUCCUUCAUGAAGGAAAAUCAGUGUUCUAAAAGAAAUCUCUAAGUUAAUUUUUAAUUUGUGCUGCAAAACAGGUCCCUCAGAAAUAUGCCAAAAAAUCUUAAUAAAUUUUCUUUAAAUGACAAAAAAAAUCUGCUAGUGAGGUAAUAAAAAUGGGCUAACCAAGAAUUCCUAUUUUAUUAAAAUAAUCUAGUCAGAGACAUGUUUUGUCAAACUAAGAUUCAUUUGAUGAUGUUGGAUUAGAAGGCUGGGCUCACAGUCUUUGCUUGAAUUCUUUCCAAAGUUGCUCUGUUGGGUUAAAGUCAGGACUCUGUGCAGGCCAGUCAGGUUCUUCUAAACAGAACCGUCUCAUUCACGUCCUUACAGGCCUUUGCUUUGUGUCGGGUGCACAUUCAUGUUGCAACCAGAAAACACCAUCCCCUAAAUCAAAUAAUUGUCAAAGAUCCCUUGGUAUGUUAAUUCAUUCAGAGCUGCUUUCUUUGGAACUAACACCAGUGACUGAAAACCAUCCAACACCUCCUUUCACCAAACUUGAAAUUUGGCACAAUGUAGUCAGGCAAGUACCAUUCUCCCAGCAACCAAAAGAAAAAAACAAAGUUUGGUUUUACAGAUUUCCAGAGACAGAGGUAUGGUUGGUCUGUCCCCCUAAAGAACUUCUCCUCCUCCAGAGGUCUUAAUUAAAUAACAAAAAAGUGGCUGAAACGUUAUAUCACGAGAUCAAAAUGACAUUUCAAUCAAUGAAAACACAAAAAAAUAUAGUUAGUAAAGAAAUCUCGGCAAAGAAAAAAGCUUUGCUAAAAGUAAAAACAGUGUAAACCCUGAUGUCAAACUGACAUUGCAAAACUGAAAGUAAACAGAACCUGGAAAUACAUAUGAAGUCAACACAUGUAUAUAUAUAGAUCCAUGUUACACUAGCUUUUGGGUUCACUCACUAAGUUAGAGGCACCAGAAAUACCAUAAAACCAGAUCAGGAUUUCAACAUGGCUUGAGUUAAACAAUAAAAGUCAGUUAUGUUAACUUUAUUGUCUCUACAAGGUCACACCUGAAUGAAACAAAAGAAAAAGCCAUGGCGAUUUUAAAAAGAAAGAUGGAAUGUAAAGAUAGAUGGAAUUUAACUGCCACAAGUGAGUCACUUAUUAAGUAAAAAAUUAAUAGAGUAAAAAGAUAAGAGUAAAAAUAUUGUGCCAUUAUAGAUGUUCAGACAAAGGUGCAUUUGUAUAACAGAGUAUAAUAGUGUGCCUGUGUGUGUGACAAUACAAAAUAGAGGCGAAACUUGGGUUUCUUUUAUUCACACCGAAGGACAUUUGAAACCCCAAACUCUAAAGUCCCACCUGGCAAGCCACAAGUCUGUGCAAAGACUGACAUACCAGAGAGGGGUCAGCUGUUUUAGUUUAGUUGUUAGUACUGUACUAAUCUGAAUGAAUCAAAGGCUUGUGUCAGUGGAAAAAUACAGCACGGAAGUGGCAGUACCACAUGGCGUUACUGAGCCAACAACUUGUUCAAGUGAAACAGCAUGGAGUGAAAAGCGAUCCCAAAAUAAUUAGAAAGAAGAGGAACUUGCUAUUUUUUCUGCUGUGGUCAUACUCUGCUGUUUGUGUCGAGGUCUUGCUCAGGAUCCAGCUGAAAGGAAUAUAGAUCAGUUUGCUGUGUGGCUGGAAAAAGCUCUGCAGGGGAGAGCUGUUUGCAAUGGAGGGGGAACAUCUCAAAGGGACCAGCCACAAGGCGCCCAGUCAAGAAAACCGCCUGGUGAAGAAAAUUCAGGUGCUGGAACGAGGCCAGUGGGCGAACAAGAUGGAGUUCCUGUUGGCUUCUGCUGGAACACUCGUUGGGCUGGGAAACCUUUGGAGGUUUCCCUAUUUGUGUUUCAAAAAUGGAGGAGGUGCUUUUCUGAUUCCCUACAUCCUGUUUCUUCUUGCUUGUGGUAUUCCAAUGUUCCUGCUGGAGACAGCAAUGGGACAGUUCACAUCCCAGGGAUGUAUUACCUGCUGGAGAUACUUUUGCCCCUUGUUUGAAGGCAUUGGCUAUGCAACCCAAGUUGUGAUUGCAUAUGCAGCUGUAUCAUACAUUGUCAUCCAGGCGUGGGCUUUCUUCUACCUCUUCUCCUCCUUCAGGGCUGAGGUUCCCUGGGCCAGCUGCAAGAACGACUGGAAUACAGAAUCCUGUGUUGAAUUUGACAAAGCAAACACGUCAUCCAAUUGGAGUGCAGCUGCGAAUGCAACAACGCCUGCAACUGAAUUCUGGGAGAGACGAGUCCUGGGUAUUUCUCAGGGGAUUGAGCAGAUUGGUAGCUUGAGGUGGGAAUUGGCCUUGUGUCUGUUACUGGCUUGGAUCCUGUGCUACUUUUGUGUUUGGAAAGGUGUAAGAUCCACUGGAAAGGUGGUUUACUUCACAGCAACAUUUCCUUAUGUCAUGUUGGUGGUUCUUUUGGCUCGCGGUCUCAGCUUGCCGGGAGCUAUGGAUGGUUUAGCUUUCUACUUGUAUCCAGACCCCUCCAGGUUGGUGGACCCUCAAGUUUGGAUGGACGCUGGAGCACAAGUUCUUUUCUCUUUUGGGAUUUGUCAGGGAAGUUUGACAGCUCUGGGCAGCUACAACCGAUUUAACAACGACUGUUACAAAGACACUUUUGGUCUGUGUUUGGUCAAUGGUGGAUCCAGCUUUGUGGCAGGGCUCGCCAUCUUUUCUGUUCUGGGUUUUAUGUCUUAUGAACAAGGACUGCCAAUAUCUCAGGUGGCUGCUUCAGGACCUGGCUUGGCUUUUAUCGCAUAUCCUCGUGCAGUAGCCAUGAUGCCUUUACCUCAGCUGUGGGCCGUGUGUUUCUUCAUCAUGGUGAUCCUGUUGGGAGCAGACACACAGUUUGUUAGUCUGGAGUGCUUGAUGACCUCUGUCACAGAUAUGUUCCCCUUAGUGUUUCGAAGAACUUACCGCAGAGAGCUGCUGCUGCUUUUUCUCUGCACUGUUUGCUUUCUCCUCGAUCUUCUUCUUGUCACAGAGGGGGGCUUGUAUUUCCUUCAACUUUUCGAUCACUAUGUUUGUAGUGGCAGCAAUCUUCUCCUUCUUUCAACAUGUCAGUCACUUGCAAUUGGAUGGAUAUAUGGUGGAGAUCGGCUGUAUGAUAACAUAGAAGACAUGAUAGGAUAUCGCCCCGGGCCUCUCAUAAAGAUUUGCUGGUUAUUUGUAACCCCCACAGUCUGCCUGGGCACGUUCAUCUUUUCAGUAGUGAGAUACAGACCUCUGAAGUUUAACAAAACCUACAUCUAUCCGUCCUGGGCCUACAUUCUGGGAUGGACGCUUGGACUCCUCUGUGUUAUUAUGGUUCCUCUGUGGAUCAUCUUUAAAAUGUCUCAGAUGGAAGGGACAUUAAAACAGAAACUCAAGCAGCUCUGUGUCCCUGAAAUCCCACCAAACAGCAAAGUGAAUCAACCAGAAGAAUAUCCUCUCAACCCGGACAACACGGCGGCUGCCAGUGACUGCAAGGGCAGCAGUGAAGCAGAGGUGGAAAUGCAAGUGUGAUGACUGAGCAGCCUUCCUUUUAAAAGCAACACCUUCAACCUUUUUUUGUCAUUUCAAAAGAACAUUAUAUUUUGAAGACGAUCUUUAAAUUGUUGUCUUCAAUUUGCCUUAAAAUCGGUCAGGGCUUCCUGUUGUAAACGUACACAACAUGUGCAAGGGACUGAAAAGAACCGGUUUAUUAUUUUUAACCUUUUUUCUAAACCAAAAUCGGUUUAUAAUUGGCAUAAAAAGCACAACAGAUGACCUAAUGAUUGUUAGUGUAAAUAGAAAAACUACUAUCAUCUACAAGAACACAUAAGAUAUGAUGUCACUGUAUGCAUUUUACUGUGUUGUUGUAUGUAGAUUACGUGUUAAUGUGAGUUUACGCUCCAUUAUGUGAAAGUGUCUGUUGCUAUAGAUGUAACUUUGAACUUCAUCAAUGUACCUCCAGCCCGACAGCCUCAUGAUGAUACGACACACAGAGAUUCUGUGAGUGAUUCUAUAUCAAAUGUCCUGCUUGGAGUAAACAUUAGUUUUUGUAGAAAGUAAACUUUUUCUGACCAGUUCCACAGUUCUGUUGACAAGUUUUGUUGAACUAUUCCAGUCUCUGAAUGUUACGUCUUUUAUUACACGGGUUUACCUUUUUCUACACAAAACAUAGAAGCUUCUGUGAUUAUCUGAAUAGGAGAGAAAAUAGAACUGUAAAAUAAACGUUUGUACAGCAAAAGAAUGACCAUAAUAAAAAAAAGCUCCACAGCA